ACCAUAAGAAUUUCCAUCCAUUUCUAGAAUCCAAUGACUUGAAUCUCUCACUUUCCUCGUCCAUUAUGAUUAAGUUCAUUCAAACCCCAUUAGAUUAGUCCAAAGAAAUCAGUCUUUCAUUUUCCCAGGAGAAAACCACUUCAAAUUCCAAAUUUGCCCACCAUCUUCUGAACCAUCCUCAAAAAAGUGCCCUCCACAUUACAGUGAACGGCGGCGUCCAGAAUGUCCAGAAAUGUCAUUUCAGCAUUCCUAAUGCCAACAAACUCUGGCCGGAGUCAACAAAAAAGAACCAAACAAAGAGCAGGCGUUUGCUGAAAACCGGUCGCCGGACCCACCACCGGCCGGACCCCCUUUUAUACUUGAAAAAUGAGCUUUCCUUCCUCCCCAACGGAAACGCCCAUAUAAAGUUCUCAUUUUUGCCGCUUACGCAUACGAGCUCUGUAUAUCUUCUCUGUUCCUCAUUCACACAGUUGGCGCCAUUGCCGAACUCUCUUGCGCUUUUUCCUGCGCCUUUGACCUUUUCCAAUCCCCUUCGAUUUGAGUCAGUCCACAACUGCUAGCCUUCGAGAAUCAGAUAAGUGAUCUUGGGCUCAGUUCAGCUCACUCAUCUAAUUCCACAUUUGGUAGAUUCCCGAUCACGACGGCGCUUGUUGCGACCGCUUCGGAUGGACGCUUCGGUGGAGAACGGUGGCUCCAGAGUUGAGGCAGCUUCGGUUGGAAAAUAUGACAAGGAGGCGAGUGAGAGUAGUGAUCAGAUUCACAAGCCACCGACGACUGAGAAGGCCGAUGUAGAAAUGAAAAAGAAGAAGAAGAAGAAGAAGAAGAGUAGAGUAUUCGUGUAUAACCUGCCGAGAAUCGGAUGUUUGAGAGUGGAGAAGGACGGGGAUGGGAACUUCGAUAUGGAGGUGGUGGAUGACGACGGGACUUCUCCGAAUCCGACCCAUCUUGUUAUAAUGGUGAAUGGCAUCAUCGGCAGUGCCCAGAACUGGAAAUUUGCUGCCAAGCAGUUUUUGAAGAGGUAUCCACGAGAUGUUGUUGUUCACUGCAGUGAACGCAAUUACGCAACUUUAACACUUGAUGGGGUUGACAUAAUGGGGGAUAGAUUAGCAGAUGAGGUUCUCUCAGUUAUCGAACGCCAUCCAUCUCUGAAGAAGAUCUCAUUCAUUGGUCAUUCUUUGGGAGGGCUGAUAGCAAGAUAUGCUGUUGGUAAGCUUUAUGGAGUUGAACCUAAGAAGGAAGUUGGUCAAGACAAUGCAGAGAGGAAGAAUGAAGCUGUUGUAGCACGAGAGAAAUCAUCAGAAGGUGAAUUCAGUGGCAAAAUUGCUGGAUUGGAGCCUAUCAAUUUCAUCACCUCUGCUACUCCACACCUUGGUUCAAGAUGGCAUAAACAGGUCCCCAUGUUUUGCGGCUCUUCCGUUCUGGAAAAGACAGCUGCUCGACUGGCGUGGUUGCUUGGUAGAAGUGGACGACACUUGUUCUUAACUGAUGGUGACAAGGACAAGCCUCCUCUUCUUCUUCAGAUGGUUAGAGACACGGAAGAUCUUCGGUUUAUGUCUGCUUUACACUCCUUCAAGCGUCGUGUUGCAUAUGCAAAUGCACGCUUUGACUCCCUUGUUGGGUGGAGCACAUCAUCCUUACGGCGUCGACAGGAGCUCCCUAAGAGACGGCAUCUUAAGCGGGAUGACAACUACCCGCACAUUGUACGCAUGGAUCCAUCAAAAACUUCAAGCCCUCCAGAAGUUAUUCCAGAUACCAAAGAUAAUGGCCGUGAAGAUAUAGACAUGGAAGAGGAGAUGCUCAGGAGUUUGACGAAAAUGAGUUGGGAAAGAGUAGAUGUCAGCUUCAGUGGAAGUAGACAGAGAAUUUUUGCUCACAAUACCAUUCAGGUUAAAAGCAAAUGGAUGAACUCUGAUGGUGCAGACGUGAUACAGCACAUGGUCGACAACUUUCUCUUAUAGAAGGAGCCCUUUCCUGCCCUAUCCAUCGUUUUAACUUAGUUGCAUAGGAAAGCCAGACCCAAUGGAGAACUGGGCGAUAUAUGCAGACGGUACACUAGGAAAGCACGAACGAGUUAGAAAUGAGAGACAUAGGAAAUUCAUUUAAUCUUUGUUUAUUGUAAAUGAAGGAAACACGAGAGGAAAUAAUAAAGAGCGGGCUGUUUCCUCUUGGCUCCUCCAUAAUCAGACUGUUGGUGACAGACUCUUUUGUCUAUUAAUUAUUCGGUGGCAAAUUUGUCUUGAACAUCUGCAAACUUGGCUCUUCAAAGCAGCAAAUGCUUGCACUUGCAGCAGGACAAAUUCUACCACUAAACUUAAGGAGGGAUCACGGAUGAUCUUAUUAUGUUCAAUCUUGGUGUUCCAGUGCUCUGUACUGUAAAAGUACUAUUGAUCACAUGUGGCCGUCUGCGGGCACAGUGUAUAGAACACAGGUCCAUGAAUGAAUGAAUGAAUGAAUGAUUGCUGCCAUUUCUGCAAAGCGAGCAUUUAUCAUGUACAAAAAUAUGGUCCCUAUUGAUGGGUUGUUGUUGGCGGAUGGAAAGAAACGCACGAAUAACGUUUUGGCUGGUGGUGGGCAAAGCUCUUUCGAGGCCAAUCUUCAUUCUAAACGGCGACCUUAUGAGGAGGUAAAGAAAUUAACACAACUCUCUGUCUCUGUCUCUGUCUCUGAUCUGAUGCAUUCUGGUUUUAUGGGUAGUUGGGAAGUUGAUGACUGUGGAGGGAAUGUGCGCAAAUGGUUAAAAAGCGCCCAUCUUGAUAUGGGGUCUCCUUUCUUGCUUCACCUUUUUUUCAAGAGAAGAAACGGUAUAGCGCGCU
Molecule: messenger RNA, 2813 nt
Organism: Linum trigynum
Lineage: Eukaryota; Viridiplantae; Streptophyta; Magnoliopsida; Malpighiales; Linaceae
Source: the annotation of a GenBank genome assembly